AUGAGUACCUCAGCAACAAAAAGCCCAGAUGUGCCACCAGCAAAAAGCAAGAGGUUGAGCACGUUCGUUACAAGGAUGAAGACAGUACUGAAAAGAAGCGAUGGAUCAAAGCGGUUAUCAUUCUCUUCCAGACCAGCAGCGGCAACUUCUUCAACCGCGGGACCAAGCGCGGUCAAGAGUGACGAGCCAACCGUCGUGCGCACCAACGAAGAGCCUACACGACCCGAAAUACCCAAAGAAGAAGAAGCAUCUACCGGCCAGGCCAAGAAGGUUAAUCGGGCACAACUAGAUGCCGAACGCGCUCGUAAAUUGGGCGAGCGUUUCAAGGUCACAAUAGAACCUGUAUUAUGGCCAACUCCGGAGAAGGAAGUCUAUCGCGUAGAGAAGCCCAUACGUAUGCGUAUCCAUCGCCAGUGCCAUAGAUGUAGCACGACGUUUGGGGGAAGCAAGACUUGCAAUUCGUGCCAACAUGUUAGAUGUACGAAAUGUCCUCGGUAUCCUCCCAAGAAGACUGAUAAGGAUAGGAAGGUGAAGGUCCCUGCUACAUCAGGAGGUCUUGAAGUGGACAGCUAUUACGGCUUGAGUGAAGUUAUCGAGAUACGGAAACCAAAUCCACGUCCUGGCGGUCAGCCAUUAGUGAGGAAGAAGCCCAUGCAACGGAUACGGAGGACAUGUCAUGAGUGUUCGACACUUUUCGCCGCCAAUGCGAAAAUUUGUUCAAGUUGCAAUCACAUCCGCUGUGCUGACUGCCCUCGAGAUCCAGCAAAGAAAAGGAAAUACCCCGAUGGCUAUCCUGGCGAUGCCCCCUCCAGUAAUACGUCCCUCCCUGUAAAAUACUCGUGCCAUAAAUGCAGCAAGGUAUUCCCUCCUAUUCCGCAUCCCGAUUCUGGGGUGGAACAGCCGAAACAAGAUUGUGUUCGGUGUAAGCAUGAGAGAUGCUCGGAAUGUUCGCGGGCGCCGCCGAUGAGAAUCGAGCCAGAACCAGAUCCAGAGUUGUUGAAAAGAGUGGAGGCGAGGUUGGCGGCGUUGAAUGUCAGUACAACUACCGCUUGA
Messenger RNA from Lachnellula hyalina, 1053 nucleotides. RefSeq lists its product as uncharacterized. Bases 1 to 1053 code for a protein of 350 amino acids. Lineage: Eukaryota; Fungi; Ascomycota; Leotiomycetes; Helotiales; Lachnaceae. The record is from RefSeq and is a predicted model, not a curated record. The transcript is spliced from 3 exons.